AAGCCGCAGCAGUGAGAGGACAACUAUGACAAAGAAGUCGAAGAAGAGGAUCGCAAAAAAAUUGCUUUUAAUUUAAGUCACAAGUUGUCAUGCGUAGCCAACAUGAUAGAAGGGAAGUGCCCUCAUAACAGUGCCACUCUAUCUGUGUCCCAUACUCUCCGCAAAACCUCUGCCAUUUUAUUCCUGAUUUUUGCGCAUUAAACUGUAACUAAACAGUUAGUGAAGUCAACUUUAGUGGCGCGACUUGGAAAUGUAUUUAUCCGAGUCGUUGAUGAAUCUGUUUGGGAGUCUUUCCUUUGAUUUGUAGGUCAGACGAGUCGAUAGCGCAACAUUAUCAGCAGCAAUAAAUGUAGAAUGUAACGUUAUUGCUAGGAGGAGUAAGAAAACGCCAUGGCAGACAUAAGGACUUUCAACGUUGUGGUUUUGGGAGUGGGGUUUUUGUUCAUUUUCACCGCUUUCACCACCUGUGGCAACAUUGAACAAACUGUGGUGAAAAGCCUGCAGAAUUACACUUUGACUGGAAGUGGGUACCACAGUCUUGGAAUCAUCUAUGGGGUCUUUUCGUUCUCCAAUUUACUUGCACCAACAGUCGUUGCAGUAAUUGGACCAAAAAUGACUAUGUUUUUCAGUGGCCUACUUUACAGUGGGUACAUUGCUGUGUUCAUUGUCCCUUCAACAUGGUCCUUUUACUUGACCUCUGUACUGAUCGGUAUAGGAGCAGCCAUGCUGUGGACAGCUCAAGGGCACUUUCUGGUGGAAAACUCAGAGGCUUCCACCAUCAACAGGAACACAGGGAUGUUCUGGGCUCUCUUACAGUGCAGCAUGCUGUUUGGCAAUCUUUACAUUUAUUUUGAAUGGAAUGGAAGGACAGAUAUACCAGACAGCAGCAGGAAAAACAUUUUUCUGUCCCUGUUGGCCGCCUCCGUACUCGGUACACUCAGCUUCCUCGUGUUGAGAAAGAGCCAUCACGAAGAGGAGAUGCUCUCUGAAGAAGAGGGGCAGUCGCUGCUCUCAACUCGCACGAUGUAUAAACACAGAGCAAACACUGCCAUACAGGAUGCCAAGUCAGAAUUCAAAACCAUCCUGCAACUUCUAAAGGCUAAAACCAUACUGCUACUGAGUCCCUGCAUGGCAUACAGCGGCCUGGAGCUAUCUUUCUACAGUGGAGUGUACGGGACUUGUAUUGGAGCGACUACACAGUUUGGAGAGGCAGCUAAGGGCUUGAUUGGGAUCUCUGGGAUUGUGGUAGGCAUUGGAGAAAUUGUGGGUGGUGGCUUGUUUGGAUUGCUGUGUAAGAACAAUCGUUUCAGACGGACCUCUGUGGUGUUUCUGGGAAUGGUUGUCCAUUUUGUUGCUUUCUAUUUGAUCUUCCUCAACAUCCCAGAUGAUGCCUCUGUCGUCUUUAAUACUACCACCCAAAAGAAGCCAUAUCUAACGCCAAGUGUAUCCAUUGCCCUGCUGUGCAGCUUCUUGCUUGGACUCGGGGACAGUUGUUUCAACACACAGCUCUACAGCAUAUUAGGCCGUGUUUAUGCUGAGCAAAGCACGCCUGCUUUUGCCAUCUUCAAAUUCAUACAGUCUGUUUUUGCAGCGGUGGCAUUCUUCUACAGCAGUUACCUCCUGUUGAUGUGGCAGCUCCUGCUGAUGGUCAUCCUGGGCUUCACUGGAGCACUCUGCUUCUUCGUGGUGGAGAGGAUGCAGAACUUCUCUAUAGAUUUUCAGGAAUAUUAGAAAGUGGACACUUCUGCAUCAGCAGUGAUAGUUUUGUGAGACAAUCCUGUAUUUUUUAUUUCAUGAGGGGUUAUUAAAAUCUAUUUUUAGUAUUAUGAAUGCACUGAAGGUCACAUACAUUUGAAUAACAUUCACAGUCAAAACUAUUGCCACAACUGAAACCAACAACAGACAACGUUUGAAUAGCAUUACAUGGUUAUCAGUCAGCCUGGAUUGUACCUUGCACACCUGCUGUUUUAAUUACCUGACAAUACACAGUAUCAUCGUUAAUCAUUAACAUGAUUUUUCUCCUGCACCACUGCACUGUUGGUUUUGCCGUUGGACUUUUGUAACCGCUCACCUUAUCUCACAUUUAUCUGCAUUGCUUUCAGCUCAAGUUUGUUAUUAAAGACAAAUGUCACACUGUUAAAAAUAUUAUGUAUCUAAGACUUAACAACUUUUAAAACUUUUCAUAGCUUCACAGAAUGAUUCAGUUUGAUAGAAGAGAGAAUAAUGCAAUGUUGUCAUGUUUCAGAAAAAUGUUAAAUAUCAAUAUCAUGUUGUCAGUGUUUUUUGCGAUUCUUUAAUGUAGUUCUACGCAUUUUGCAUUUUCAGUGAUUUCAUCAAAACGCGUGAUUAAAAGUAUUUACUUGGCAUUUUGUAAUAAACAUGUAGUUGUCAGAUGGUGAAGAGGUGAAACAGUCAAGGCCACAGAAAACAAGUGAAAUGAAAGGUUUGAUGUGUAGCUAAACAGAGGAAUGUUUACUGAGGUCAUACUUGUUAAGUUGCUUAUAACCUGAAAAUCAGACAAAUUGGGGGCCCACACUUGAAUUUUAUGUUCCUUCACUGAACUGAGUGACAUAAGUGAUUUUUUACCCCCAGUCAUCAACACCCUAACAAAAUACUUUGACAAUGUGGCAUUCCCAGAGCAGGGCCAUGUCUGAAGAAACAGGUUUACUGAAUUAUCUGGUACUUUUACUGAGAAAGAUUCUGUGUUUCAGAUUUUGGUGGACUGGAGGUUUUUAAUGUAGUCAGUGCACAUCCUGUAGUUUCUUUAUUGUAUUACAAAACAAGAUGAAUCUGCUGGAUUUAAUCCUGAUUUGCCAGAUUUAUUUGAAAAUCCAUGAGGCCAUUAAUCAAAAGAGGAGCAUGAGGGUCGAGUUGGAUAGGCCCAGAGGUCCCACACUACUUCACUGGUAAUUGGGUAUUGAUCACAUUAUAAUGAGAGUAAGCAGUUUUGUGUGAUCUUAAGUCAAUUGUGCCACUUACUUGACAACAACAAAGCCCUGAUAGGCUAAGUGAAGUAUACAGCAUUUACUAACAGAAUUAAGUCAUGGCAGGGUUCAUAGUAUUGCUUUAGAGAGAUAACCUUGUAAGGAGUAAGUAACUAGGUUUGGAUAAGUCUAUUACCUGAACAUUGCUAUUAGUUAUUCCACAAUGUUUCUCCAUUGAAAAUCAUGUAAUAAAAGCUUACACAUUUAUCUGUAGCACUGUCAAGAUAAGUAAAAUAUGAAAAAACUA
Messenger RNA from Micropterus salmoides (largemouth bass), 3231 nucleotides. Its product is annotated as UNC93-like protein MFSD11. The transcript is spliced from 13 exons. Bases 391 to 1731 code for a protein of 446 amino acids. NCBI's taxonomy places the organism in Eukaryota, Metazoa, Chordata, Actinopteri, Centrarchiformes, Centrarchidae. The record is from RefSeq and is a predicted model, not a curated record.